Trichoderma gamsii is the source of this 2586-nucleotide messenger RNA. RefSeq lists its product as hypothetical. NCBI's taxonomy places the organism in Eukaryota, Fungi, Ascomycota, Sordariomycetes, Hypocreales, Hypocreaceae. The transcript is spliced from 4 exons. The record is from RefSeq and is a predicted model, not a curated record. Gene Ontology annotation, molecular function: zinc ion binding; molecular adaptor activity; protein binding. Gene Ontology annotation, biological process: post-translational protein targeting to endoplasmic reticulum membrane. Bases 1 to 2586 code for a protein of 861 amino acids. Gene Ontology annotation, cellular component: membrane; TRC complex.
AUGGAUCCUCCGGCGGCGUCCACGGCCGCAUCCCAGCCUCGUUCAUCAUCCGCCGAUACCGCCAACGACUCGAUGGACACCCCGCGACGAUGCUUCGUAUGCCUAACGGACGAGGAACCUACAGACCCUCCGGGCUCCUGGGUUGACCCAUGCCCAUGCACGCUGGAAGCGCAUCAAGACUGCAUGCUCUCGUGGGUGACGGACUGCGAGCGAUCUAAUAAGCCUCUCAAAUGCCCCGUGUGCAAGUCAGACAUCCAGAUGGACGGCCCGUGGGACCCCAUCGCACACAUACACGACGUCAUACAUCGCAAGUUUACGCGCGCAAGCCCGUUCAUUCUGCUGACGGGCGUGUCGGUGGGCGUGCAGUUCAGCUUGCAAAUGUAUGGCGCCAUGGCGUUGUGGACAUUUGCAGGCAAAGAGGCCCUGCUUCGCUUCGCUUUGGGGCCGGAGAUGCUCAUCGACGGGCGAUCUCCUGGAGCACUCAGAUUCGCCAAGGAGCGCAUAGUGAAUGCGCUGGUUCUCAUGAACGUUGCGCCGACGCUGCUUAUCAGCCAGCUAUUGCCUGGCCUUACCAACAGAUACUUUAUGCAGUCCGCAUCCAUCUAUGGAAUCUACAGCAUGAUUCGGAACGACAACUUCCUUGAGUGGCCCCCUUCUCCACGACUCGCCAUGGUGGCAUUGCCCAUUAUGCGCAAGGCCUACUUUAGCCUCUGGAGAGACUUUGUCAUGCCAUACGAAGUGAAGCUGAACCGACAGAUUUCGGGGCUGCCGCCUCUCGACCCGCGAGAGAAUGCUGACGCUGCUCAAAAUCGACAAGAUCUGGAACGCAACGGAGAGGGAGGAUUUGUCGGUCUGCUCCAAAACAUUCUUGAUGUCUUGGAUCCAGAUGAAGAGGAGCCAGCUGCCGGCGCCAAUAACGGCGGCCGCGAAGCACGUCCAGGAGGUCGUAACGAGUUCCGCCUGGAGCAACGCGAAGAAGGCGAUGAGAUUAGGGUUGAGCUUCUCAUACAGGAGAUUGAAGGGGACGGGGUUGAGAUACCGGGAGCAGACAACGACGGCGAAGAUGCUCAUCCGCAAUGGGACCAGGCUCCAGGCGACCUUGCGGACGGGCACCGUCAGGAUAACCAACGCGACGCACCUCAGGCACCACCUGCCCGAAGAAUGGGACUCGGUGGUCUCCUGUCGAGCGUUUCCAAUUCCAUAGUGGGAGCCCUUCUUUUGCCAGGCAUCUCCUUUGCCAUGGGCGAAGCUUUACGGCUGAUUCUUCCACGGUCAUGGACAACGGCCCCGUCUGCUAGAAACCACUGGCUGUUUGGUGUAUCACCCUCAGGGCGUCCCGGCUUGCUGCAGCAACAAUGGGGCCGCAGCUUGGUAGGAGGAUGUCUCUACGUCGUCCUGAACGACAUCCUCAGGGUAUACAGCAAGUCUCGCAAGGUGGCGGCUAUGCAGAAUCGGAAGGCCGCCCAACAAACCCCCAAGCAGCGCCUCGCGCUCGCCAUCUGCGACUUCCUCUCCACCUCCACCACCGACGGCACCCUCACCGCCGAGGACAAGGACUCCAUCGACGUGGCCGUCAACUGCAUCGCCGAGUCCUUCAAGGUCGACCCCGCCGACGAUGCCGCCGUGAAGAGCGCCGUCGGGCCCCAGACCCUGCUCCAGGUCUUUAGCACAUACGACGCCUCCAAUUCCUCCUCUUCCCCCUCUUCAGCCAACGCCUCAACUCCCGCAGCAGCAGCAUCCUCCGCCUCAACCUCGUCCCCCGCCGCUGCUUCAGCCUCCGUCCCCGAACCCUCCGACGCCCAGAAGAAGGAGGCCGAGUCCCUCAAGUCAAAGGGCAACGCCGCCAUGGCCCAAAAGGACUACGCCUCCGCCAUCGACCUCUACACCCAGGCCCUCGCCCUGCACCCCUCCAACGCAGUCUUCCUCUCCAACCGCGCCGCCGCCCACUCCGCCGCCCGCGACCACGAAUCUGCCCGCGUCGACGCCGAGGCCGCCGUUGCCAUCGACCCCACCUACACCAAGGCCUGGUCCCGCUUGGGCCUUGCCCGCUUCGCCCUCGGCGACCCCAAGGGCUCCAUGGAGGCCUACCAGAAGGGCAUCGAGUACGAGGGCAACGGCGGCUCCGAGCCCAUGAAGAAGGGCUUUGAGACGGCCAAGCGCCGCGUCGAGGAGGAGCAGCAGGCCCAGGACAACCUCGCCCGCUCUGGACCCGGUGCCGGUGCCGGUGCUGGCGCCGGCGGCAUGCCCGACUUCAGCAACCUCGCUUCCAUGUUCGGCGGCGGCGGCGGUGGUGGUGCCGGUGGUGCUGGCGGUAUGCCCGACCUCAGCUCCAUCAUGAGCAACCCCAUGUUCGCCAGCAUGGCCCAGAACCUGAUGAGCAACCCCGACCUCAUGAACAACCUUAUGAGCAACCCUCGACUUCGUGACAUGGCCAGCCAGUUUAGCAACGGCGGUGGCAUGCCCGAUCUCAGCUCCAUAAUGUCCGACCCCAACAUUGCCGAUCUGGCCCGAAACAUGAUGGGCGGCGGCGGUGGCGGCGGCGGUGCUCCUGGUGGUGGUGCCCCUGGUGGCGGCGCUGGCCGGUAA